Molecule: messenger RNA, 489 nt
Organism: Notechis scutatus (mainland tiger snake)
Lineage: Eukaryota; Metazoa; Chordata; Lepidosauria; Squamata; Elapidae
Gene: COX6C
Product: cytochrome c oxidase subunit 6C
Source: RefSeq, a predicted model, not a curated record
UGCUUGCCGUAGUUUCGUACCCGGGACGCGCACGCGCAGGCCGGAACCGAGCCUCUGAAAGUGAAGGCCUUGGGUCCGUAGGGGUCAGAGAAGGAACUUCCUGGUGCUUUGGUGUCGGGCGAGAAAGCUUCAACAUGUCUUCUAAUCUGUUGCCCAAACCACAAAUGAGAGAGCUCCUGGGAAGAAUUGUAAGAAGGAAUUUUCUGAUAGGAGUUACCUUAGUAACAGGAAGCUUUUUUUUCUUGGAGUAUUUUUUCAUUCAAGAAAGGCAAAACAAAUACAGAGAUUUCUAUAAAACAUUUGACUUCGCAAAAGACUUUGAGGACAAGAAAAAAGCAGGAGUGUUUCACAGUGUGAAGCCCUAAUGACAUCUAUUAAUCCUAAAGCUUCCUUUUGGAGGCAAAAUAAUUGAAUAUUGUGAUCAAAAACGAUCACCUUCAAUGUUGGCCCUGCUAUAUUGUGCUCAUUAAAUGAAAUCCUUAUCUCAGA